CAAAGCAUCAAAAAAUGUCAUUCUUGCUCUAUUUCCUCUGUCUUUUACCUAUUUUCUUAGUUUGCUUAUCAAACUUUUCUAAAAACCUCAAACACUCAAAAUGGAAGCUUCCUCCAGGACCCAAGACGCUUCCAAUCAUCGGAAACUUACACAACCUCACUGGAUCGCCUCAUGCAUGUUUUCGAAAUCUCUCCCAAAAAUUUGGACCAGUGAUGCUUCUCCGUUUCGGAUUCGUCCCCGUGGUCGUGAUCUCAUCGAGAGAAGGAGCAGAGGAAGCUCUGAAGACCCAAGAUCUUCAAUGUUGCAGCAGACCAGAGACUGUCGUGACAAAAAUGAUCUCUUACAACUUCAAAGACAUCGGGUUCGCCCCUUACGGCGAGGAAUGGAAAGCGUUAAGGAAGCUCGUGGUUGUCGAGCUCUUGAACAUGAAAAAGAUUCAGUCUUUCAGAUAUAUAAGAGAGGAAGAGAAUGACUUGCUGGUCAAGAAAUUAACAGAAUCGGCUUUGACACAAUCCCCGGUGAAUCUGAAGAAGACCCUUUUCACGCUCGUCGCUAGUAUUGUGUGUAGGCUCGCGUUCGGGAUAAAUAUCCACAAGUGCGAGUUUGUCGAUGAGGAAAAGGUUGCAGAUCUAGUUCACAAGUUUGAGAUGCUAGGCGCUGGUAUUGCGUUCACUGACUUCUUCCCUGGAGUGGGUUGGCUUAUCGACCAGAUCUCCGGACGGAAGAAGACAUUGAACAAUGUUUUCUCAGACCUCGACACUUUCUAUGAGAAUGUGCUUGAUGAUCAUCUCAAACCUGGAAGAAGAGUAUCAGAGAGCCCUGAUGUGGUUGACGUGAUGGUUGAUCUGAUGAAGAAGCAAGAGAAAGAUGGAGACUCUUUCAAGCUAACAACAGAUCAUCUCAAAGGAAUCAUCUCGGACAUAUUUCUUGCAGGAGUAAACACAAGCGUCGUCACUUUGAAUUGGGCGAUGACAGAGCUGAUUAGAAACCCAAAAGUGAUGAAGAAAGUGCAAGACGAGAUUCGGACAAUACUUGGGGACAAGAAACAGAGAAUCACAGAGCAAGAUCUAAACCAACUUCACUACUUCAAGCUCGUGGUCAAGGAGAUAUUUAGAUUACACCCAGCAGCUCCACUUUUGCUCCAAAGAGAGACGUUGUCUCAUGUCAAGAUUCAAGGUUACGAUAUUCCUGCAAAGACACAGAUGAUGAUCAACAUUUACUCGAUCGCACGUGAUCCAAAACUAUGGGAAAACCCAGAUGAGUUCAACCCUGACAGGUUCCUCGACAGUUCCAUAGAUUACCGAGGACUCAACUUUGAGCUUUUACCGUUUGGUUCUGGCCGGAGAAUCUGUCCAGGGAUAACGAUGGGAAUCACCACCGUAGAAUUGGGACUGUUUAAUUUGCUCUAUUUCUUUGAUUGGGAAGUGCCUCAAGGGAAGAAUGUGAAAGACAUCGACUUGGAAGAAACUGGAUCGUUCAUAAUCAGCAAGAAAACAACUCUACAACUUGUUCCAAUACUUCAUCGCUGAAAGAAUUAGUCAAUAAGAUUAUUUAUUUUUGUUGUACUCAGCUUCUUAAUUUUGAUUUUGUGAUAUUUGUUCUAUAUUUAAAAUCAAUAAAUCGUAAUCUGAAAAACAUGACGGAAA
Molecule: messenger RNA, 1646 nt
Organism: Arabidopsis lyrata subsp. lyrata
Lineage: Eukaryota; Viridiplantae; Streptophyta; Magnoliopsida; Brassicales; Brassicaceae
Product: cytochrome P450 71B7
Exons: 2
Coding region: 15-1529 (504 amino acids)
Molecular function (GO): heme binding; oxidoreductase activity, acting on paired donors, with incorporation or reduction of molecular oxygen; monooxygenase activity
Source: RefSeq, a predicted model, not a curated record